Messenger RNA from Nematolebias whitei (Rio pearlfish), 1275 nucleotides. Its product is annotated as calcium and integrin-binding family member 2. The transcript is spliced from 6 exons. The record is from RefSeq and is a predicted model, not a curated record. Gene Ontology annotation, molecular function: calcium ion binding. The coding region runs from base 209 to 772 and encodes 187 amino acids. NCBI's taxonomy places the organism in Eukaryota, Metazoa, Chordata, Actinopteri, Cyprinodontiformes, Rivulidae.
UCCAGCAGCCUCAGCUUCAGAGCUGGAUGCGGAACGUCAGCAUCUGGUCUGUGUGAGACCUGAUCCUGGAUGUGCAAUGUCUUCAGAGACCUGAUCCUGGACGUGAAGUGAACUCAUAGACCUGAUCCUGCAUGUGAAGUGGCUUGACAGUGGCGGUGGCGUCUUCUAGUGUGAUGCAGCUGUGUGAUGGGAGGAUUCACCGGACACGAUGGGCAACAAGCAGACGACCUUCACUGAGGAGCAGCUGGAGGCGUAUCAGGACUGUACUUUUUUCACUCGGAAGGAAAUCCUGAGUCUGCAUGGAAGAUACCGAGAGCUGGCUCCACAUUUAGUGCCCCUGGACUACACAAACAACCCCAACAUCAAAGUCCCCUUGUCUCUCAUCAUCACCAUGCCUGAACUGAAGGAGAAUCCAUUCAGAGACAGAAUUGUAGAGACGUUCUCUGAGGAUGGACAGGGGAACAUGAGCUUCAACGAUUUUGUCGACAUGUUUUCUGCCCUCUGUGAAACUUCACCUAUAGAGCUCAAAACUGUCUAUGCCUUCAAAAUCUACGACUUUAAUCGGGACAACUUCAUCUGUAAGGAGGACCUGCAAAAGACCCUGAACAAGCUCACCAAAGGGGAGCUGACAGCAGAGGAGGUCACUCUGGUGUGCGAUAAAGCUAUCGAGGAGGCUGAUCUGGAUGGAGACAGCAAACUCUCCUUUGCUGACUUUGAAAACAUGAUCUCCAAAGCUCCUGACUUUCUGAGUAACUUCCACAUACGAAUAUGAGCCUGGGUCUCUUACAUAGAUCCUGAAGAAGACAGAUGUCUCACUCAAACCCGUUUCUGCCUCGAUUCAGUGCCUAUCCUUUCCACCAAGAGUCUUCUUCCGAAGAGGACUGUGACCAGAACUCUGAGCAGCACAGAGGAUGGUUCUGGAUCCUUCCGUCUCUUCCAGUAGAUGUUGUUCCUGCACAAAGUUGUCGUCCAGACUAAACCCAUGUGGUCUGUGACGGCUUGAGACAAACCAGAAGAACAGUGCUGCAUAACUUCAGUGCUUUGCAGUCUGUCUGCGCUGCAGACUGGACUCUUGUCUAAAAGCACACCUUUAAAGGGCAAACAGUGAGGAGCUAUGCAAUCUUUCUUCCUGAUGUGCAUGUUGUAUAUAGCUUCCAGCUGGUGAGUUUGUUUUAGUAAAGUGUCUGGUGCACACUGACAAUCAUAGUAAACUGUAGCUCAGUUGAUGGAAGGGCUCUUUGUCAUCUCACCUGUAAGUCUGGCUUUCGUACACCA